AUGGAUCCUCCUAUUGUGCACGGAGACCUCAAAGCGGAGAACAUUCUAAUAUCUCAAAAUCGUACGCCCCGAAUAAGCGACUUCGGCUUGUCUCGAGCAGUCAAAAAUUCUGAUGCUCCUACUGGAUACACGACUUCGGCAUUUCAUGGCUCCAUGCGGUGGAUGAGUCCUGAACUGCAUUAUGCAGAUGAAGAUGGUCGUCCUCCCGCUUUCACGCCCGCAUCUGAUGUCUGGGCAUUCGGAAUGGUAAUGCUUGAGGUAGAAACUUGUGCUGUUCCAUGGUUCCAUAUAAUCCACGAACCGGCAGUUAUCUUAGCAGUAAUGCGCGGGAGCACUCCACCACCUCCAAAAAACAAAAUUAUACCUCCUCCAGUCUGGGCAUUAAUGCAGGAUUGCUGGAAGCAAGAUCCAAUGGAAAGGGAGUCUAUGCGAAGUGUAAUGUCUCGCAUAGACCUGUUAAAAUUUCAGCGAGAUGUUCAGGAUCCUAGUAGUCCUGUGGGCCAGAGGUCACUUUCUUCGCCUUCGUCUUCGAUUUCGUCUAUUAGAUCUCGAUUAUCUUCUUUCAUCUCUUCUCCGACUAUCUCCCCUCUGACUCUCGAGCCCACUAGUCUCAAUGAUGCAGACACAGUACUUACCAAAGCCCGUCGCGCAUACACGCAGCGAGAUAUACCUUUAGCUCGUCAGCUCUACACGACAGCUGCAGCCGCGUUUGCUUCGGCAUCACACCAGCUAAGGCAUGCUCAAACUCUCACUGAGCUAGCACGCGUCGAUAAGCCCAACGCACGUGUGCAUCUUGAGGCUGCGAUGGAGACAUUGAGCUCACCUCACCAACCCAUGUAUCAGAUUCGUGUCCAACGCAUGGUCGCUGAAAUAGAGAGCACCGGGGAGGCCAAGCGUCUAUUACUCAACUGUAGGUCUUCUGCGAAGAAAGGAGGUUGGGUAGAUGAGGAAGGGGCAGCGCUAAUACAGCUAGGUCAAGUACAUGUGGCAGCUGGGGAGGAUGACGAUGCAUAUGGUUGGUUCGGCGAGGCAAUUAGACUCGGGGAAAAACAAGACAAGGCUACCAUUAAGUCAGAGGCGCUGGAAGGACGUGGAGGAGUGUCCAUGCGUAGAGGAAAUAAAGAAGCAGCAAUCAUGGACUUCGAACAGGCUGCGGUUGAAUAUCGCCAUUGCGGGGGUGGAGGCCGACGAGGUGUGACGAGGGUUCUUGGAAAAAUACGAGAGAUUUCGGGGGAAGGCGGCUCAUGCAGUAUGAUUGAUACUCUGAGCGAGAGCACAGGUUCACUGGCUCUUUCACUUGGUGGUAUUCCUUAG
Rhizoctonia solani is the source of this 1314-nucleotide messenger RNA. Its product is annotated as Serine/threonine-protein kinase. Gene Ontology annotation, biological process: protein phosphorylation. The record is from RefSeq and is a predicted model, not a curated record. The coding region runs from base 1 to 1314 and encodes 437 amino acids. Lineage: Eukaryota; Fungi; Basidiomycota; Agaricomycetes; Cantharellales; Ceratobasidiaceae. The transcript is spliced from 4 exons. Gene Ontology annotation, molecular function: ATP binding; protein kinase activity; protein binding.